AUAAAGAUGGCCGCUGUUUCAAACUUAAAAAGUAAACUUAUCAUCUCGAACGUUGUUUUUGUCAGAAGUUAAUGAAACUUAAACUUAAUGUCAGGACAUUUAAAAAAAAAAUAUUGCUUUAGCCCUUGGACCCAAGCGAGAAUAGUCUCAAAGGGGUAAACGGAAUUUCCACUUGAAAUAGAAAGAUUUUUUAAAAUCUCAUUUAAAAAAUUCAAUACGGUUGAGAAAAAAGUAUGGAACCCCAAGGCUCUGAUGAUUCUUAUACCUUAAAUAAAUAUUUUGAUUUGAGAGAAUCAUUUUCAGAACCUACAACACCACUACUCAAUGGAUUUAUUAUCCGUAACUUGAAAUGCAUGCGUAACCAGAGAAUGAAUGUACAGUGUAAGAGAUUUGCAAAGAAACACUAUUUUAUGAAAGGUACAUCUUGUCAGGGUGCGUACUUUAAAAAAUUUGUAGAAGCUGUUUCAGACCUGUUUCAUCAACUCCAGGGCCUCUUAAGAUUUAAGAAAACUGUUAGAUGGAGUGAAAUUGUGGAGCUCUUUAAUACUCCUUUUGCUUUUCAGCCGUCACCAAAGUGUACAUCAUUUAAGCAAUUAUAUAAUGAAAAUCUUGCCCUUAAAGCACUUAAGCCAUUGGAAGAGGCAAGACCUUCAGUGUCCCAGGAUGGUUGGCCAGAAGCCACUUCUACUUGUAAAGAAAACCAGGAAAGUAAUUUUGACUUAAAUGUUGAAGGUAAACUUGAGAAUUCAUCUGAAUUAAGAAAAGAAAUAUGUCCCAUGUGUGAUAGAAGAAAUAAAAAAAUUCUUAAGAGGAAAAAGUGGAUUGAAUUCCUGACCAACAAAUGUGACCCUUCUCAGUUACCUAACAUUAACACUUUAAGGACCAGAAUUAGUAGAGCUGACUUGAAAAUAGAAGCGUUGAAAUUAAAAAUAAAAGCCAAGUUUGAUAAUGAACAAGAGCGGCAUCAACUAGAGAUUGAACCUCUAGCUAAAGAAUUAAAGUAUCUACAAGACAGCUAUGCUGAGAUGCAAGUUAAAUAUCAGAAUGUUGUACAGGAGCAUCAGGAGAAACAGCUUGAAGCAAAAAGUGAGCUGUCUUGUUCCCAAACUGAGGUAGACAUGCUCAGGGUAGAACUAGCAAGAGCUAAAGCUGAAAACAAGUUGCUUUUGCGCGAGAGAGAAAGAGUAAUUGAACAGUAUGAAGUACUGGUCCUUGAGGGGGCCACUGAUUCUGAAAGUGAUUAGCAUAAUUAUUAUGCUAAUCACUUUCCAAAACCAUUUUCUUUUAUUAUUAAUUAAAUAAAAUUGUUUUGGAAUUCUAUAGGCAAAUGUAUAACAAAUGGUGAAUUAGAAAAGAGCAAAUGAUUUUGUUUUUAUAAAUAAAAAUAAUGUGUUACAUAAAAGCAUGUAUAUUUCUGUUUCAUGCCUUUUCCAGUUCUAUUCUUUAACUAAUUGCAAUAUUUUAAUUUUGAUUUUUCCCAACACCUGACCAUUUGGUAUAAAUCUAUAAUUUUGUUACAUUAAAUAGACCAACUUGUGAUCUGUUAAAAAGGAAUGUAAAAUGACAGAUUUUUUAAUUACCUACAUACAUCACUUCACUAUAGGUACACAUCAAGAAAUGUGUUUUAAAAAAGACAGUUUUUGCUACUGAGAGAGGGCAAUAUAAGUUUUUUUGUUAGUGUUUAUGUUUAUUUUAUUAUAACAAACCCUUUCAUUGCACCAGUGGUAGAUUUAGUUUAAGAAUUUGUUUUUAAACUUGAUUCAAUGCAAAUCUUUUUUACUAGUACUGAUUAAAACACACCAUGGCCAUUUAUGAAGAUACAUUUUUUUUAUAAAUAGAAAAUAGCAACAUUCUAUCCAACCUAAACUUAGUAACUGAGUUGUUUGAGAAAUAAAAGGUGAACAAAAGCUGAUUGUACAUUUUUUUUGUAUCAACACUUGGUGUGGUCCACAUUAUGGGCUAUAACUCUCUUUAUACAUUCAACUUUUUGUUGAAGGUUAGUUUAUUAAAGUUAGUUGAUGCUUAGUGGCAUUGAUAUGAAUUUUCCUCGUGAUUUGUCAUCAAAUAAUGAUUGUUUUUGCACAUAAGCUGCAUAAAAUUUAUUUUUUCAAGAGCCACUCAACCAUUCAUCUUGUAAGACUAUUGGCAUUUACUGCUACGAGAGAUAAGGUGAUGUCAUUCAUUUUUCCUUUCACAUUUUAUUUAAUGAUGUACAAGAAUUACACUAAAGAAAGUUUAAAUGAUAACAUAAAGCAUGUUGUUGAUUUGCUGUUGCUGUAUAACAUGUUAAUUACUAAGUAAAAAAAAAAACUUUUAUGAUGGUAUGUAUACCAUCACUGUUGUAUCAAUUUUAGUUAGUAACCUAAGUUAACUGGAGUUUUUUUUAAUAAACCAACAUUGAACUUAUGCAUAUUUAUAAUUCAACUAUUAGACUUAUUUAAUAAUCACCCUUAAAAAUUUCUUUAAAAAUGUUUGCUGUUAGUUUUUAAAUUUUAAGUGCAACAGAAAAUAUUGCAAUGCUCAAAAUUUGUAAACAUCCAGCUUUGUAUCAUGUUCUAUCUUUCAUGUGCUAACAAUACGAUUCACAUGUUAUGUUUAAUUCAUUUUUAAAAUAAGUUCAACUACAUAGAUCAAUUUUGUCCUUAUGUUAGUACUUUUAUUUGACAAAAAUGGCUGAGUUGUGUUUUUAAAAAACAUUUCACUUUAUUUUUAAAUUAUCUUUUUUUCUUGGCUUAAAUGAUACAUUUCUAUUCUCAAUAAAAAUCUGUUCCUCCACAUAUUUCUUUUUAAAAAUUUACUUUAUUAUUUCAAGAGGUUUUGUUACCAACUUUUGGAAUAUGUGCUCACACUGUAUGUACUUACCUAAUGAACAGAGUGGCCUAGCGGUAGAGCGCUAGACUGCUAACCCAGAAGUCUCGAGUUCGAAUCCAGGUUUAAGUUGGUGGAAUGUCCCUGAGUCCACCCAAUUAGUGAAAGUAAAGGCAGCUGGUGAUAGUGCUGACCACAUCUCAUCUUAUGCCAAGGUCAAGAAACUUAUGAACUCUACUUCAUCUGCCCAAUGGAUCGCUAAGUCUAAAGAGGCAUCUUUUUACUUUACUUACAAUUUCUGUAAGAUAUAAUUACUAUAAUCCUUUAUGCAUGAUAAGUAUAAUAUGAUUAUUUUAUUUUCGUCAUGUCAUAUUAUGA
Molecule: messenger RNA, 3186 nt
Organism: Physella acuta
Lineage: Eukaryota; Metazoa; Mollusca; Gastropoda; Physidae
Source: RefSeq, a predicted model, not a curated record